Carassius carassius (crucian carp) is the source of this 1081-nucleotide messenger RNA. RefSeq lists its product as uncharacterized. The transcript has 12 exons. The record is from RefSeq and is a predicted model, not a curated record. Lineage: Eukaryota; Metazoa; Chordata; Actinopteri; Cypriniformes; Cyprinidae. Bases 60 to 878 code for a protein of 272 amino acids.
CACAAAUGGACAAUAGUCUUCUUUAUUAUAGUAAUUCCUUGUGAAUACUACUAGGACAUAUGAAAGGAAUUGUUCUUCUGAAUGAUGAAAGUACAGUUACUGUGAGGGGAGCUGAGCAUAAUAAUUCAGUCAUGAUAUACAUUCGAAGAGUUGGUCCCCUUGUGCUACACAAGAGUCAGAGAGACAAAAAAAAAUUGAGAUUCGUUUUCAUGGUAGCUGCCCUCAUAAUAUCCAUAAGCCUUGUCCUCAAACUCCUGCAGGCAAAUCCUGAAUUAACAUUAUCAGAUUUAGUAGAAAGGUCAGAAGUGGGAGCAGCUUCUUUCCAACUGAAAACUGAUGAUCAUAAAGAUGAUGGUCCUAGAGGCAAAUGUGGCCUUGUAAAACCAUGUCCUGGAAAUAAUUAUACAUUUAAGAUUUACAGUGGCGCAACAAACAUCAUUGGACCUCAAAUAUGCUUUGAGGGGAAAAUGAUAAUAGAGAAAGACAGACGAGGAAAGCGACCAGGAAUUAAUAUUGCUGUCAUCAACGAAAAAACGGGUGAACACGUCAAGACUGGCAUCUUCAAUAUGUGGAACGGAAAGGUUGAGGAGCUGAUAGAGUUUCUGAAGUCAAUCAAGGAUGGUUCUCUUGUGUUGAUCGCCACUUUUGAUGAUCCAGCCACAAAACUUAAUGAUGAAGCAAGGACACUUAUUGCAGAGCUUGGAAGUUCAUAUAUUUCCCAGUUGAAAUUCAGAGAUAAUUGGCUCUUUGUGGGAGGGAAGAACACAAGAACACAAGUCACUUUUGAGCAGCACCUAAAGAAUGACAGGAAAACCAAUAAGUACGAAAGCUGGCCAGAAAUGAUCGAGAUGGAAGGUUGCAUACCUCGAAUAGACUGAUUUUUCCCGCAGCACAAUUUGAUCUGCCAAAUAAUGCCUUUUAAAUCAGGCCUCAGAUGAUGUUUUCGCAUCUACAGUUAAUAGAACGAGCUGAGCCACGAUGCAUUUUCCAAUGUGUUUCAUGAUAUUCAGACUGCUAUUUGUCUACUUUUGUGGAAAUACGAUUCUGUUAAUAUUUCUGAGGCCAUUUCACUGUUUCAACU